Messenger RNA from Osmerus eperlanus (European smelt), 2868 nucleotides. RefSeq names its product butyrophilin subfamily 1 member A1-like. Gene Ontology annotation, molecular function: signaling receptor binding. Gene Ontology annotation, biological process: T cell receptor signaling pathway; regulation of cytokine production. The record is from RefSeq and is a predicted model, not a curated record. Gene Ontology annotation, cellular component: external side of plasma membrane. The transcript is spliced from 7 exons. The coding region runs from base 306 to 1193 and encodes 295 amino acids. NCBI's taxonomy places the organism in Eukaryota, Metazoa, Chordata, Actinopteri, Osmeriformes, Osmeridae.
UGGUCAACAUAACCAAUUUAUUUGGGAACCGAAUGAUGCAGAUCCUUUGAAAUGAACGAACCUGGCAAUUUAGUCGCAUUCGAGAUUGUUUGCAUAUCGGAUUUCUGUCCUAGUAGCCUACUGCAUUCCAAGAAUAAGAAACUAGUCAAACGUCGGUUUUGACUACUUUUUGGUCUCGAACUGAGCUUGCCUUUGAAAGAAUGGCUUGAAAGAAUGAAAGAGAAUGAAAAUGGAUUAUGGACGUUAGAGGUUGCACAUGAACUCGAAGAGAAAGAUCGGCGCAUUUGCUCGGCUACAUUAGAAAAAUGACUUACGGAACACAAUUUGUCUGUCAAGCACUCCUGGUGUUGGCUACACUUGUAACACUUGCAGAUGCAGCGAAAGUCAAAGGCAUUGUAGGUGGGAGUGUCCUGCUUAACUGCUCCUGCAAUAACAGAGAUCAAACCCAAUUUCUUUCCUGGCAGCUGGGCGAAACUAUACCAGUACUACUCAGCAAAACAGGAAAUGACAAACAUACACUUGGGGAAAGGUACACUGGCAGAGUGAACCUUCCCUCCUCGAAAGACUGCUCGCUCCUUAUCUCUAAUGUCAGCGUGGCAGACGAGGGGAUUUACAAGUGCAGCUUCUUCAAGCCAUACUACGUCUAUGAAUACAUUAAUCUCAGUGUCUCUGCGAGCUACCAUGUGUGUAUGGAACAGGUCACAGAGGAGACUCUGGAGGUCUCCAGAGGAGGACCCAAGAUGUUUCAGUGUCAGGCUUCAGGAGGCUACCCAGAGAGCAAGAUUCAUUGGUACCUGAAUGAAAAGCCUCUCCACAACUGCUCCAGGACAGACAGAAGCAGAAAGGACAAUUUCACUGGACUUUUCCACCUUAGCAGCAACCUGACUAUAGAGCUGAAUGGAAGUGCAGACAGGCAUAUCACAUGUGGGAUUGAGACCCUCGGCUUGUCAGACACGUCCAGCUGCAGCAGUGAUAUUCCAGUCUCUCCCCCAGGGAAGUCCCAGGGAAGCACUUCAACUUUCAUGGCUGCCAGUGUCUCUGUUCCUGUAUGUGUGUUGGUGCUGCUCCUGGUUGUGUUGGCACUGGUGGUAUGGCGGCACCAGAUAAAAAAGCAUUCAUGCAUCAAGAAGACAAGAAUUCAUCAAGAAGAAGUCAGGUGGCUGAGCGGUGAGGGAGUCGGGCUAGUAAUCUGAAGGUUGCCGGUUCGAUUCCCGGCCGUGCAAAAUGACGUUGUGUCCCUGUACUUACUGUAAGUCGCUCUGGAUAAGAGCGUCUGCUAAAUGACUAAAUGUAAAUGUAAGAAGAGAUCGAUUCCUUCCUGCCAGGCACGCCAGGAAAUUCGUGCUCAAUUGUUCUUCGACUUAUGGAAGACAACCUGGAGGGCUUAUCACUGAAUGAGAGGAAAUGACACAACUACUUGAGACAAUGCUUGUUUUAGUACCAGCGAAGAGCAACAUGACGUUGUUUGAAUCAAGACUCAGGAACAAAGCAGCACCUUCCAUAUUUGGUUCUCCCUGGGAAGUAACAGAUACAACCACACAGUGGACCACUGUCUGUGUCUCUGACCACACUGUGUGGCUGUCAGAGACAGAUACUGUCCCCUAGCCCCUGUGGGAGUGAUAAAAAUGGGACCAAUCGGUACAAGGGUCAGGAAACACCUGAAAGACAAAUGGAAUUACAGGUCAGGGUAAGACAAAAGCAAGGUGGUGGCUACUUGUUUCUGAACUUUGAGUACUAGAUACAGGAUGUAAGAAAUAAUGGUGGGGUGCUUUUUUUUGAGGAACUAAGAAACUGUAGCAAAUUAGCAGUAGUCGCUGAAAACCCUUUGAGAAAUUCAUAGAUUUAGCCUAUUUUUUGCAAAGUGCUUUUGAAUGAGGAAGCAGUGCAUGGAAGUGGUCUCGCCAUGUCUUUAACCAUGCUGUCAAAAACACGUCAACACGAAGCUUGGUGUACAAGAAAAGUGGUGAUAUUAGGUGCGAUAGACUUUUUCACAUUGGACCGGCUCAAACUACUGGAGCACGGUCAUGUGGAAAUUGUAAGAAAUCAUACAGACUGAGCUCUCCGAGUUCUAAGAGCCGUUUGAAAAUGCUUCAGUGAGGAAACGCAGACACUCUAUGGCUUGAAGUACAAGGCUGAAAGUUAGGCUCUAGUUAAUCCUCUGGGUGGUCUAGGCUUUAGGCUUAAAUAAAAGAGAAAUUUUGAUUUAAGAUGUACUUCAUACUCUUUCACUCUAUUCUAAGUCUGAGUGCAAUCAUGCUGUGAAAAGUGAUCAAGUUAGUGCUACAUUGUAAUGAACAUUAUUACCACAAUUGCAAAAGGGUUUGUAAAUAUGUUCUCAAUCUUAAAAGCUGAUUAAACUGUACUUUGCUAAAGAAUUCUUCUUUUCUGUGGUCAUGUUCCACCAUCAUGUAUUUUAUUAAGUAUAAAUCAUGUUAUAAAUUCCAAACAAAAUGUCAGUUACUGUUGUGGCUUGGGUCGAGAUCCUCAGCUUGAGACCUGAUAUGUCAUCAUAAACUAGUGCACUGUGCUUGUCUGCAUACAGUAUACCAUAGACUGUACACCACCAAAAGUGUGACCCACUCAACAAUGCUGUAUAUUCAUAAUCUCUUGAGAUUCUCUAUCAAAGUCAACAACGUGUGCAGUAUGUUGUUUGGCUCCUACUGAUUCAAUCAUUUUAAACAGUCGUAUACACAAAGCCCUGCAAACGGUUUCAAAUGACACUAAGAUGGAAGAUAUAGUGAACUGUAUCGUUAUAUAUACAAAAUCUGUAACAGCGUUUAGAAUUCUACAAAUGCAUAAAACUAGAUUAUAAACUCUUACAUGUUAUGUUGACUUACACCCUUUCCUACUUUUUCAUCCACCAUUGGU